Nanorana parkeri is the source of this 2041-nucleotide messenger RNA. RefSeq names its product synaptotagmin 9 (gene SYT9). Gene Ontology annotation, cellular component: dense core granule; membrane. The transcript has 8 exons. NCBI's taxonomy places the organism in Eukaryota, Metazoa, Chordata, Amphibia, Anura, Dicroglossidae. The record is from RefSeq and is a predicted model, not a curated record. Gene Ontology annotation, molecular function: clathrin binding; calcium-dependent phospholipid binding; phosphatidylserine binding. Gene Ontology annotation, biological process: calcium-ion regulated exocytosis; regulation of dopamine secretion; cellular response to calcium ion. Bases 213 to 1820 code for a protein of 535 amino acids.
AGCAAGCUGCUAGGAGUUCACCUAGGUGUCAGCUCCUGGGAAUACAGUGGGUGUGCACUGUGUUCAGUGACAGUGACCUGUACUCAGCCCCUCUCUACGCAGCCACAUCAAAAGCUGAAACUUGCCCUCUCUGCCAUCCUGGGUGGGGAGGGGUGGAGAGAGGUCCAGCAGAGCAACCCAAGCUCCCGGCUUCACAAGGAUGGUGGUAGGAAAUGCCUGGAGACAGGGAGCAGGAGAUCUGUAUGAAAGCGCUCACACUGGUGGCGGACCUGUGCUAUAGUGGCAUUGUGGAGAACGAAAACUGCCUGGAUUUCAUCUACUACCAGAGAGAACGGAGCCGACCUCGCUACACUGAAACAGAUGUUUCAGUGAGUUUAUUGUCCCUGUUGGUCACAGCCUGUGGACUUGCCCUCUUCGGCGUUUCCUUAUUUGUCUCGUGGAAACUUUGCUGGAUCCCCUGGCGAGAACGGGUUCUGAAAGGGAGCAAAGAACAUGAGCAUUUGAAUUAUGCAGACAGUGACACAAAUGAUCAUGACUACAGCGACAACUAUUUGGGGCAGCCCCCUCUUUUCCUGGAAUCAUCAAUGAAGAUCAGCCACACCUCACCCGACAUCCCGCUGGAAGCCAAGAGUGGCAAUAAGGAAAACUGUGUUCACAAUGUCCGGAUGCAUCGGCAAAUCACUGAGCCAACUUCUUCAGCUCGACAUAAUUCGAUCAGAAGACAGUUGAACCUUUCAAACCCUGACUUCAACAUCCAGCAGUUUCAGAAGCAGGAGCAGCUGACUGGAAUUGGGCGAAUCAAGCCUGAACUGUAUAAACAGAGGUCUGUGGAAACAGACGAUAGUCGAAGGAACAAUACCAAAUCAUGUGGGAAGCUCAACUUCAUCAUUAAAUAUGAUUGUGACUUGGAAAAACUCAUAGUAAAGAUUCACAAGGCGCUUGGCCUACCAGCCAAAGACUUCUCCGGGACAUCAGACCCUUAUGUCAAGAUUUAUUUACUUCCGGAUCGGAAGACUAAACACCAGACUAAGGUCCAUCGGAAGACUCUGAAUCCGGUGUUUGAUGAAGUAUUUUUAUUUUCUGUUCCCUAUAAUGAGUUGCCCAGUAGGAAACUCCACUUCUCCAUCUAUGAUUUUGACCGCUUCUCAAGACAUGAUGUCAUUGGCCAGAUCAUAGUGGAUAAUUUUUUAGACUUGGCGGAUUUUCCUAGGGAAAGUAACAUCUGGAGGGACAUUGAACACGUCACUAAUGAUAAUGUUGACCUUGGCGAUUUAAUGUUCUCGCUGUGCUACCUCCCUACCGCGGGAAGACUCACCAUCACCAUCAUAAAGGCAAGAAACCUUAAGGCCAUGGAUAUCACAGGGGCAUCUGAUCCUUACGUGAAGGUGUCCAUAAUGUGUGAAGGGAGGAGACUGAAGAAAAGGAAAACAUCAACAAAGAGGAACACAUUAAACCCUGUGUAUAAUGAAGCCAUUGUGUUUGACGUGCCGCCAGAGAAUAUUGAUCAGAUCAGCUUGUUAAUAGCAGUGAUGGAUUAUGACCGUGUAGGUCACAAUGAGGUCAUCGGGGUAUGUCAAGUUGGCAACGAUGCAGAGAGCCUAGGCCGGGAACACUGGAGCGAAAUGCUAUCGUAUCCCAGGAAGCCCAUCGCCCACUGGCACUCACUUGUAGAGGGAAAAAAAUCCUUCCUGAUCCCUAAUGGCAAUCGGAUUAAUUCCUGGAUCAACAUUCUACUAUGUAUUUUUAGAAAUUGGUCUGCUCAAAAUGCAGCGACUGGCAAUGGGUCUUGCAAUUCCCUGAAGGGUCCACCAUCUCCGUAAAAGACGCCAUCGGAAGGCACAGUUUCAAAUAGAAUACUCGAGACGGAGCAAUGCGUGAGCGCUGGCUUUUCACGCUGUUUGCGUUGUUGUCACUCCAGAGAGGAAGAGUCGUCCGGAUGCUACAAGAUAUAACUUGGGAUUGUUCAUGAAAGCUAUUGCACAGGAAAUUAAGGGUGUUACCCACAACAGUCCAUCACAUGUACUUUUUUCUAGCUGCUGUA